AAGUUUCUAAGCAUUAUAUAUUUCACAAAUUCAUUUUUCUUUAAAUUAAAAAAUUCCCUACAAUUAAAAUUUAUUUUUAAUUAUAAGGAAGACAAUAUUAUUUGUCAGCGUAAUUAACGUCAUCUGUCAUUUAGCAUCCGACUAAGGUGAUAAAUAAUUUUGUUUGAUUCCGACAUAUUGAUAUAAGGGUUUCUCAACUGAUUUAAUUUCUCCCGAGCGCAAUUAGUGCUAAUCUCUAACAAUGGGCGAACGCAAAGGCACAAACAAAUACUAUCCGCCAGACUAUGAUCCAAAAUAUGGGGGCCUCAAUAAGUUUCUGGGAACCCAUGCCCUUCGAGAAAGGGCUCGUAAAAUCGACAAGGGCAUUAUCAUCAUACGUUUCGAGAUGCCCUACAAUAUAUGGUGCGAGGGCUGCAAGAACCACAUCGGAAUGGGAGUAAGAUACAAUGCGGAAAAGACUAAAGUCGGCAUGUACUACACCACUCCGGUUUACGAGUUUAAAAUGAAAUGCCACCUGUGCGAUAAUCAUUUCGUUAUAAGGGCGGAUCCGGCCAACUUGGACUAUGUGAUUCAGUCAGGGGCAAGAAGACAGGAGAACCGUUGGGAUCCUACUCAGAAUGGACAAGUUGUACCUGAAACCAAAGAAACUCAAAAGAGAUUGUUUGAUGAUCAGAUGUACAAGUUGGAGCACGGAACGCAAGAUAAAAAUGUCUCGGAAAGUGUCAAGCCCCAAUUGGUUAAGUUGUUUAAUAGGAACGAAGAUGCUUGGGCAGAUUGCUAUACUGCUAAUCAGAAACUUAGGGCACAAUUUCGAAAACAAAACUGUGAAAUAAAAGCACAAAAGGCAAAGGAUGGACUCUUAUUAAAAAAAUCUAGUCUAGACAUUCCUCUAUUGGAGGAAAAGGAAGAGGAUAAAAAAAUGGCCCAUUUAUUGGCAAUGAAACCAAUAAGAAGUGUAGAGGAGAAUUUAGAAGAAAGAAGGAAAAUGUUAUUAUCUGAAAGUUCCUUGCCCACAAGUAACUUUAGUAGGAAAAAAGAGUCAAAUGCUGUAAAAUAUUUGAAAAGUGAUAGGCUUAGUUUAGGUAUUGUUAAAAAAAUUGUUACAGAAAAGGACAAUGUACCAAAGUCAAGUACAGAAUUGAACACGAAAGACUGUGCCAAAAGAAAAAUAAGUGAUUGUGAUACUACUACAGAAAAUAAAAUAAUCAAAACCUCUCUAGUUGGUGAUUAUGGUUCUAGUGAUAGUGAUUAAGCAUUAAAUAGUUUAAAUUUUUUCAAAAAAGUAUAAACUCCUGGACAAAAUUAUCGCACCACUGAUUAUUUUGUCAAGAAAAUGUAAAUAAAAAUAAAUAUCAGUUAAAACA
Molecule: messenger RNA, 1364 nt
Organism: Anthonomus grandis grandis
Lineage: Eukaryota; Metazoa; Arthropoda; Insecta; Coleoptera; Curculionidae
Product: coiled-coil domain-containing protein 130 homolog
Exons: 3
Coding region: 242-1252 (336 amino acids)
Biological process (GO): mRNA splicing, via spliceosome
Cellular component (GO): U2-type spliceosomal complex; post-mRNA release spliceosomal complex
Source: RefSeq, a predicted model, not a curated record